GAUCUGGACGAAAAAAACGUGACCAACGACUUCAAUAUUUUCACUUGCACCGUCAUCCAGGCUUCGUCUCAAAAAUAUCAUGUCGUUCCUUGGUGGUGGUCCACGGGCUGGUCCUUCUGGCGGUGUCAAUCCAGAAAAGAUUGAAAUGGCCAUUACCGAACUGGACACAGUGACCGACUUUUUCAACCGCAUGGUGGCGUAUGGACGUUUCUUCGAGUUCCUUUGCGAUGUCUGAACAUUGCUCUAGGUCAUGUCACAACAAAUGCAUCCCCGCUAGAUACGCAGACGGCGAGCUGAACAAGGGCGAGCAGGUCUGUAUAGACCGCUGUGUGGCAAAAUACAACGACGUGCAGAAGAAGGUUGGCGAGAAGAUACAAAGUAGAAGUGCAGCGAAUGCAGGCAGCUCAGGCUUCGGUCCCUUGUAAUCACCUUCCAUCACACCAUAUUUAUUCCAGAGUCACCGCUCGUGAAAAUCUAAAAGAUCGAAAGCAAUCCGGUAUCAAGUCUACAUCAAAACAAUUGUAGCCCGAAAAAAAGCAAAAAUAAGGAACUAUUUCCCAAAAGUCGGGAAGCAUUCAGCAAUGGUCUUGCUAUGCUUAUUCUGCGCAUGCUCCUCUAGUCUGUAAAUCGCUUAGAAAAAAACAGUCAAUAACGUCUAGCUGCCCAAAUACUCACGCGGGCGCCCGGGUAGUGACAAACUU
This is a messenger RNA of Desarmillaria tabescens, 701 nucleotides long. Its product is annotated as mitochondrial import inner membrane translocase subunit Tim10. Gene Ontology annotation, cellular component: mitochondrial inner membrane. The transcript has 2 exons. The coding region runs from base 201 to 425 and encodes 74 amino acids. The record is from RefSeq and is a predicted model, not a curated record. NCBI's taxonomy places the organism in Eukaryota, Fungi, Basidiomycota, Agaricomycetes, Agaricales, Physalacriaceae. Gene Ontology annotation, biological process: protein insertion into mitochondrial inner membrane.